AUGAUAAACAACUUACUUCAUUCGAUGUUCAAUCAGGUGGACGUAUAUUUCAAUCAAAAACUCGCUUCUCCUGCAAACAACGCAUGCGCGUACAGAGCGUACCUAGAAACAUUGCUCAAUUAUGGUCUAGCUGCAAAAAAGAGCCAUCUGACUUCCGCUCUCAGGGGUGCAGAUACUGCGGGAAAAAUGGAAGAUUUGACCUCCAAAAAUACAGGCAUCGAUAUUCGUCGAUAUUAUUUUGGUGCAGGAACAACAAUAGAUCUAAUAGGUUAUCUGCAUUGCGACAUUCUCAAUCAAAACAAAUUUCUUCUCAACGGAGUCGGGAUGCGUCUUCGACUCAUACGUACAAAAGUUGCUUUUCGCCUUUUGGGCUCUGCCAGGACAUGA
Molecule: messenger RNA, 387 nt
Organism: Belonocnema kinseyi
Lineage: Eukaryota; Metazoa; Arthropoda; Insecta; Hymenoptera; Cynipidae
Exons: 1
Coding region: 1-387 (128 amino acids)
Source: RefSeq, a predicted model, not a curated record